Messenger RNA from Closterium sp. Naga37s-1, 1446 nucleotides. The record is from the annotation of a GenBank genome assembly. NCBI's taxonomy places the organism in Eukaryota, Viridiplantae, Streptophyta, Zygnematophyceae, Desmidiales, Closteriaceae.
AUGCUCACGACAAGAAUGCCGCAUUUCACGCUGGUACUACCCCCCGCACUGAGUGGGCAGGAGGACGCGGUGCUGCUGCGCCACGCACUGCAGUGCGGCACCAAGCUGUGGGGCGAGCUGGGGAGGAGCGGGCAGCUCAAGAGGAGCAACAAGUCGUGCUGUAACCGCUACAUCUUCCUCCGAAGUGACCACUUUCGCCAGCACUUCCUCCAAGAGCACCUCCAAGCCAUUGGACGCCCCCACCACUUUUCGUUUCACCGAGACUGUCAGCCGCUGCUCUGCCAGGAUUUCAGUCAGCAGCAGCAGCAGCAGCAGCAGCAGCAGCGUUUGGAGGGCGAGGGUGCAGGUGCAGUGACGUUGGGAGGGCUGUCGUUGGACGAGUGCAUGAUGGUGUUCUUCGCCCCCAAUGCACGCCGCCCACCAGCCCCAACCAACCUCUUAUCUCUCGCUACCCCUCCUGCUUCCCACGCUCCUCCUCCUGCUCUCCCCGCUCCCCCCGCUCCUCCUCCUGCUCCCCCCGCUCCUCCUCCUGCUCCCCCCGCUCCUCCUCCUGCUCCCCCCGCCCCUCCUCCUGCUCCCCACGCCCCUCCUCCCACUUCUCGCACCGCGGCCUUCUCUGCUGAGCCUGCUUGUAUCACCAACUUCCCGUUCCCCCAUGAUGCCUUCCCGGUCGCAGCGGCCUCCGACGCCGCUGGUCUGCGUAGUCCCUUGAAGCGACCACGUAGCGAGUGCCCAGGGGUGGGGGUAGACCAGCCGCUGCUGGAUGCACGUGAGAACGGGUUGCUGCGAGACGGGUUUCUGCGAGGCGGGUUUCAGCGAGGCGGGGAGGUGUGUAGCAUGGAGCGCUACGGUCAGUCAGUGGCGGAGCAGUUCCAGCAGCACGGGGAGAGCAGCUGCAUGCAGGCAGCUGAAAACGCCCUUCUGGAUGCCCUGCUGCUAGGGGAGGACCAGCAGCAGCAGCAGCAGCAGCAGCAGCAGGGAGGAAGGAGGAACAGGGCGCAGCGGGUGUUGUGGCCGCGCAUUGGGUCGGAGAGUGCUCUUCCAGACGACGUGCUGCUGGGAUGCACCAGCGAGGGCCCUGCUGUCAUGCACCGUGCUGCUCUCUCUGCUCCUCCGCCCACCCAGCCACGCUCAGAGCUGCCACCGCCGAUGUCCCCCCAAGUCGCUGCUCCGCCUGGCUGCGCUCCCUGCAUUGGCGAUUUCAAUCCCUGCUGUGGGAAUUUCGCUUACUGCAUUGGGGAUUUCAGGGACAUGAGCAGCUGCAAUGCAGAACCACUCGCGUGGAAGAGUUGUGGCACUCAGGAGCAGGAAGCUGUGGAUGCUGGGCCUCAGCAGCAGGUGCUGGCAGCAUCUGGUGCUGCUGGGGCAGCCCUGCCCGAGUGGAUGGUGGAGCAGGGAGGGAUCGGGGAGGCAGGCGCUCAGCCACACAGGCAGCAGCAGCAGUAG